Molecule: messenger RNA, 954 nt
Organism: Blepharisma stoltei
Lineage: Eukaryota; Ciliophora; Heterotrichea; Heterotrichida; Blepharismidae
Source: the annotation of a GenBank genome assembly
AUGGCUGAUAGACUUUCUUUAGAUCAUAUAGAUAUACUUCAAACUCUAGGGACAGGGACAUAUGGAAGGGUUCGCUUAGCCUACAUGAGAGACAGAAAUCAAUUUAUCGCAUUAAAGAUAUUGAAAAAACUCGAAAUAAUUCGCCAUAAGCAAGUUGACCAUGUAAUCUCUGAGCAUUCAAUUUUGCAAAUGAUUAAUCAUCCAUUUUUAGUCAAUUUAUUAGGAUUCACUCAAGAUAAUCGCUAUCUUUACUUUGCCCUUGAAUAUGUUCCUGGAGGCGAACUAUUCAGCUACCUCCGAAAUUUAGGCAAAAUUGAUAACGUGCAAACACGAUUCUAUGCAGCACAGAUGACCUUAAUGUUUGAAUAUUUACACUCCUUAAAUAUAGUGUAUAGAGACUUAAAACCAGAAAAUCUCCUUAUUGCACCAGAUGGUUAUUUAAAACUUACUGAUUUUGGGUUUUCCAAAGUAGUGGAAGGACGCACAUACACUCUUUGUGGAACCCCUGAGUACUUUGCUCCUGAAAUUUUGCUUAAUAAAGGACACGGAAAGCCAGUUGAUUGAUGGACAUUAGGGAUAAUUAUUUAUGAAAUGCUAGCUGGGAUAGAUCCUUUUAAUGAUGAAGACCCAAUGGUUGUUUAUCAAAAAAUAUUAAAAGGCAAAAUAAAAUUUCCAAGAGGAUUUGAUAAAGGCGCCAAAAGUCUAGUGAAACAUUUGUUGGUUGCAGAUUUGACGAAAAGAUAUGGAAAUAUGAGAGGAGGAGUCAAUGAUAUUAAAAAUCAUAAAUGGUUUGCAUCUAUUGAUUGAUAUAAGCUGAGACAAAGAGAAAUUGAAAUGCCGUAUAGACCCUUUGUGCAUUCUCCAGAUGAUACCUCGAAUUUUUCAAAUUAUCCUGAUUCAGCGACCCAAACAAGUUCUAUAAGUCCAAGAGAUGAUCCUUUCCUGGAAUGGUAA